This is a messenger RNA of Aspergillus ibericus CBS 121593, 759 nucleotides long. RefSeq names its product mitochondrial 54S ribosomal protein uL29m (gene mrpl4). NCBI's taxonomy places the organism in Eukaryota, Fungi, Ascomycota, Eurotiomycetes, Eurotiales, Aspergillaceae. The record is from RefSeq and is a predicted model, not a curated record. Gene Ontology annotation, molecular function: structural constituent of ribosome. The transcript has 4 exons. The coding region runs from base 1 to 759 and encodes 252 amino acids. Gene Ontology annotation, cellular component: mitochondrial large ribosomal subunit; mitochondrial ribosome. Gene Ontology annotation, biological process: mitochondrial translation.
AUGCAUCGUCAGUCGGUUUUGCGGCUGGCUCGCCAGAGCGGGAGCCUCCCGCUGGUCGAAUUGCCCCCUCCCUACCUCGCCCCGUCGCUCCAUUUCUCCCUGAACCGGUCGUCCGUCCAGAGCUCGAACUUUUCUACCACCGCUGCCGUCGCCGCUCGUGGCCGUGGUGAUCUCAACAAGACCCGCGGCGUGUCUGCUAUCCACGCCACCGGUCCCAAGUAUCGCCUGGGUGUGUCGAAGUACCCAUUGCCUAAGCCCGUCUCUCCGGGGGCCCUCCCGAAGCGCAAUCCCACCCCGGACCACGGACUCUGGGGAUUCUUCCCUAAGAACCGAGAGGCCCUGAGUACGCCGACAUAUGACAUUGAGUUCGGCCGUGCGUGGUCCAUCCAGGAGCUCCGUGAAAAGUCGUGGGAUGACCUCCAUGCUCUGUGGUGGGUCUGCGUCAAGGAGCGCAAUCGCAUAGCCACGUCCAACUUGGAGAGACAACGACUGAAGGCUGGUUAUGGCGAGUGGGAGUCUACCGAGCGGGAGCGGGUGAUCCGCGUCACGCAAAACGGCAUCAAGCACGUGCUCCGAGAGAGAUGGUACGCCUGGGAGGAUGCACAGCGUCUCUACAAGAAGGGUUACCGGCCCCAGGACCAGGAAGGCCAGGAUUCAGGGAGCUGGCCAGCUGUUAGUUGCGCGAAACCGGACGACAUGAUCGAUCCACCGCGGAAACAGCGCUGGAAAAGGGGCAGGAGACUCAGGAGGCGAGACUGA